Messenger RNA from Brienomyrus brachyistius, 4170 nucleotides. Its product is annotated as pre-mRNA 3'-end-processing factor FIP1-like. Gene Ontology annotation, cellular component: mRNA cleavage and polyadenylation specificity factor complex. The coding region runs from base 1184 to 2782 and encodes 532 amino acids. The transcript has 16 exons. The record is from RefSeq and is a predicted model, not a curated record. Gene Ontology annotation, molecular function: RNA binding. Lineage: Eukaryota; Metazoa; Chordata; Actinopteri; Osteoglossiformes; Mormyridae.
ACCCUGCACUCAGACCCGCAUCUCACCUGUAUGUGUGUCUGGGUCUCAAAGGGCAGCAUGAUCGGAUUUAUCAGUGCUUAUCUACCUGAUUGCAAUUUUCCACAGCAUCUUCCAAAUACUGUUGCACUUUAUGUCAUUGUGUCCUGUCCUUGUUCAACUGCCCUGUGUGCCUUUCAUUUUAAACUUUAACUUAGUUUUAAAGUUAUUUGAAUUGAAUUGAAAGAAGCAUUCCAGUGCAAAUGGCAAAUGAAGCCUCAUUUCAUGUCGGAUAAGUGAUGGCCGGAUUCCUAUGACAUUACAACUGGUGGAGCAACAGACACAAUAUAUUUUGCAAUAUAUUUCAUUUACAGUGAAAUUUCCUAUGGCUUCUGAUAUUGCUACUGUUAGUAAAAAUCCUUGUUAAAGACUAUAAACGUAAAGAAUUGAGGGAACUUGGAGAAAACGAUUUGGAACUUUCUUACUAAAAUCCAGCUUCUGAACAAGGGUAGAUCGUGGCCACUUGUAAAUGUUUUGCUUGCAUAUCCAAAAAACGCCACACGCUUAAAAUUUUUAUGCGGGAUAUACUAUAUUCAUUAUUCUUUGAUAUAUAUUGAAUAUAUAUUGAAUGCCGUAAAUAGCUUUAGAAAAAACUAGUCAUUGUGCUGAACGAUAAAUUGAACAUAUGAACAAAGCGGCUGAUUUAAGAUAACUCGAACAAUACACUGUACGUGAAAUUGAUUUUAAAAGCUGAAAGUAAAAUAGGCGAACAAGUAAUUCUUAAAAUAGCUGAAUGGUAUAUAAAUAUUUAAAACAACUUGCCAAAAAAUGUAGCAUAAUACCAGCUUUUUAAAACACGCUUUAUUAGGUUUCCGUCUACUUAACAUGUCAAUGAAAUACUGCGCUAUGAUGGAAGAAAAUCACAAUUAAAUUUGUAAGGCUCUAGGACCCGGGGAAGGGAAGGUGUUUUCCUCUUCGAAAGCGAUUAUAAAUGGCGGGGCAUUUAUGCAGAUCAUAAACAGUAACUAAGUAUUCUUUUAUUUCAUUUCGAAAUAUAUUAAUUAUUCGUUUGUUACAGAGUGUAGAUGUUUCGGUUGCCGUGCAUUAUGCUUAUUUUCCUGCUACACAAUUCCCCACCGCUGGAAACCCAAACAAAGCGCCCAUUGACCACAGCAGUAAGGAAUUACAUCUAAAUAGGGAAGAAACCAUGGCGACUGAGUUCAGCACUUCAGAUCCGACUUUGGUACCCAACAAUGGGGGCGAACCCGAGGAAGACGAGGAACAUUGGCUUUAUGGGGAUGAGACCAAAAAACAGAGUGGGGAGAAUGUGGCCGGGUUUCCGGAUGCCAAUCAGGAGAGUUACCUUAGCAACACCAAUGAGAAGCAGGCUGCCGAUAAGGCAGCUAAGAGCGGAGAGGAUGAUGACAAUGAUGAGAGCGACAGUGACGAUGACGACGACGUCAAAGUCACCAUUGGCAACAUUAAAACCGGCGCGCCCUCCUACAUGGCACCACCUAUGAACCUGAGUCUCAAGUCAGGACGCGGCUAUGGAGUCACAGCUCCAGCAAAGCUGCAGUCCAAAGGCAUCGACAUGGAGGCAGUGGGCAGCAUCAACGGGCUGCCUGUGGUAGAGGUGGACAUUGACAUCUUUGAGGACAAACCAUGGAGGAAGCCAGGUGCCGACCUCUCAGAUUACUUCAACUAUGGCUUCAAUGAGGAGACGUGGAAGGCGUACUGCGAGAAACAGCGCCGGCUGCAGCUGGGCCUGGAGCCUGGGGUCCCCCAGAACUCCGAGAAUAAAAUCACAGUGCAGCAGGGAAGAUCCGCCGUUUUGGAGAAAGAAAUUGAAUCAGCUGCCAUCAAAACGGAAUUCAAGAUGGACUUUAUCCCGCCAGCUAACAUCCUUCCUGCAGCCAGCAGACUUAAAGCUGGACCCCCUCCAAACAGGAAGUUGGGCGGCACCAUCGAUGUGAUCGGCGGACAGACGGGAGCCAUCCGGCGGGUCGAGGGCCGAAGGAGAGAGAUUCACGAACACAAUCCCAUCCAGGUGCUGGGUGACCAUGCCGGUAAGACCCCACCCUUUGUCCCCCCGGCGGGCCUCCCUCCCCCCCCUAUAGGAGCGCCCCCUCCUCACUUCCUGCACCCGCCCCCACCGGUGUCUGGCAUGCCCCCGCCACUGCAUCCACCUGGUAUCCCCCCCCCAGCCAUACCAGGCUUAUUCCCGCCUCCUUUGGCUCCGCCCCCUACUCUAAUGAUGCCCCCGAUGGAUGGGAGGUGCCCCACCACCGGGUACACCACCAGAGCUCCUCCCCCCUUUGGGUACAACUCUGGAGAUUCCACCUUCAUCAGCUACCCUCCUGUCUCUGCCUCACACUCUCCAUGGGUCACGCCUAUGGAGAAGGGCGGCGGGGGCACGUCACCCUGGGAGUACCAGGGCUCUCGACGGGACCCGGAGAGAGAGCGGGAGCGCGAGAGGGACCGGACUCCCACCACCAGCGAGUACAGCAACGAGGAUGAGCGUUACCACUACUACAGCCACGAGAGGGAAUACGAACGGGAGUUUCACCACGGCCGUGAGCGCAGUCACGAGCGAAGCCGCGAGCGAGACGAGAGGCACCGGGACCGGCGCCAUCGCGAAAAGGAGGAGAGCGGCAAACAUAAGUCGUCCAAGCGCAAGCAGCACGAGGGCGAGGAGGGUGACGGACAUCGCAGGCACAAACACAAAAAGAGCAAGCGCAGCAAGGAGGAGAAGGAGGCGCCGGAGGAGGCUGUCGGCCACAGGGAGGAGCUGGAGGGCAAGGAGUAGUGGCUCCACCCCCUUCUCCCCAGGCACUUUGAACAUUCCCGCCAGCAGGAGGCCCAUCAAGCUUCCGGAAAGCUCUGCGAGGGGCACCUCUUCUUCCAGACAUCCCAUUCAUUGUUUUCCGAGCGCCAACUGUGAUUCUGCAGUAAGCUAUGUCGUUUGUCAGUGUAUCACACAUUUCCUAUUUAAGAUGUUUUUAAAGACCUCUAGGCUUUUAACGUUACUUUUAUAUAGGAGAGGGAAAAGUUUUUUUUGUUAUUUGUGCUGUUAAUAUAUGUAUCUGGUGCUCAUUUAGGUAAAUGUUAGUGUUGGGAUUAGCCAUAGAGGCGUAAUUAUCACCAGCAAGUAAGGCACCGCUGGACACACUCGCCCAGACACUUCAGAACAUCUCACGUUCACUUUGUGAAUGUUAACAGAAGGUGAUCUUCAGACGGAUUUCCCUGGAAGGAGAGACAAGUGUAAAAACAGGACUGCACUCAGCCCAAAACAUGCCCUUUCAGCGUUAUUCGAUGUGAAAGUGUUAUAGUUUUUCUCUGCAAAAUGGCAUGAUACCAAAUGUCUCUUUUUUAUACAUCUUCUUUUUAAUGGCACACGACAAAAAUGUGAAUGUCAUGACUUAAAGAAUUUAAAAAGGAAUAUAUAUGUAUGAAAAUUAAAAAAAAAAAAAAAAAAGACAAGUUUUAUUUUAUUAUUUAUUAAAUGAAAUCAGUUUAAAUCACACUGUGGUCACUGCAAAAGCUGGUUCCAACAGCAAAGCUUCGUCUAGGCUCAGAAUGUUCUACGUAUGCGUAUAAAUAACCAGACAUACAUUCUAUCUACAGAGAGAGACUGCAGCAGAGUCCUGGAGCAUUUUGUCUCUGGGAGCGCUGUCGACCGCACCCAGUUUAGGAAACGUCUGUUUGGGAUCCGUUGCAACUGAAUGGAUCUUACAGGUGCUCCAUCUGGAUGAUAAAAUCACACCCCCCCCCCCAGAGAGUCACUGCGUGUCAGGGGCUCUCUACCCUUCCUACCGGGAAUGUGGAAGGCGAGCCAGUUUAGCCGGAGGUGCCAGGGCCCGCCCGCCGCCUGGAGCACCGUGGGCCUUAGCGGAACUCCUCCCCAGUCUCACAGGAAGGCCUACAGAAGCAGGGGGGGGCUAGAUGGCGAGACUCAUGUUUAUGUCUUUUUUUCCCUUUUUUUUGGUCCUUAAGGCAGGUAAGAAUUGCUUUUCCUCUGUAAGAAACAAGGCACCCAAAUGAAUCAUAAGAAACAAAUCAGAACAAACCAUUGCACCCUAUUCGCUACCAGCAGAGCGUCACUUCAGAGACGGUGCGUUCGAGGACAAUGGAUCGACUGGGUAGUUCACCAGGCACAGUUACAUAAUUGUAUGCAUAGGAGGAUAAAGCUGUGUG